AAUACCAUCAAGAUCCUCAUCGCCACAGAUAACCACGUAGGAUAUGAGGAGCGCGACCCUAUCCGUAAAGAUGACAGCUGGAAGACAUUCGACGAGAUCCUCCAGAUCGCCGUGAAGAGAGAGGUCGAUAUGGUUCUCCUCGGCGGUGAUCUCUUUCAUGAGAACAAGCCGUCUCGCAAGUCCAUGUAUCAGGUCAUGCGGUCACUACGCAAGCACUGCCUGGGCGACAGACCUUGCCAGUUGGAGUUCCUUAGCGACGCCAAUGAGGUCUUCGAGGGAGCUUUCCCUCACGUCAACUAUGAGGACCCAGACAUCAACAUCUCCUUGCCAGUAUUCUCCAUCCACGGAAAUCAUGAUGACCCUGGUGGUGAUGGCCACUACUGCUCUCUGGACCUGCUGCAGGUUGCUGGCCUUGUCAACUACUUUGGUCGUGUUCCAGAGGCUGACAAUAUCCACGUCAAACCCGUUCUGCUCCAGAAGGGGGACACCAAGUUGGCCUUGUACGGAAUCAGCAACGUACGGGAUGAGCGACUUUUCCGCACUUUCCGGGACAAGAAGGUGACUUUCUACAAACCACCCGACGAUGCUGGCGAGUUCUUCAACAUCUUGACUGUUCACCAAAAUCACACCCCGCACACGAGUACAAACUUCCUGCCGGAGCCUGUGCUACCAAAUUGGAUGAACCUCGUCGUAUGGGGCCACGAGCAUGACUGCCAGAUUGAGCCGACGCAGAACCCCGAGACAGGGUUCUUUGUCAUGCAGCCGGGCUCCUCUGUCGCGACGUCUCUCAUACCUGGAGAGGCCGAGACCAAGCAGGUUGCCAUCGUCAAGGUCACUGGCGAUUCCUUCCAGUCCGAAGCAGUGCCUCUCAAGACCGUUCGUCCAUUCGCCCACAAGGAAAUCAUUUUGAAGAGCGACCCGGCCUUCAAGAAGCUGCAGUUCAAGAAGGACAACCGGAAACCUGUCACGGAGAAGUUGAUUGAGGUUGUUCGCGAGCUCAUUGAGGAGGCAGAUGCGGGCUGGCUCAGCAUGCAGGAUGACCCGGACAGGAUCAAGAAGGAGGAUCGGCCGCUACCACUCAUCCGCCUCAAGGUGGAAUAUAGCGCCGACGAGGGCGGCACAUUCGAUGUCGAGAACCCACAGCGCUUUUCCAACCGCUUCGUGGGGCAGGUUGCAAACGUCAACGACGUGGUAUCAUUCUACCGCAAGAAAUCGAAUCCGAGUGAGUCACUGCCGUCCCGCAAUGACAGGAACGAAGACAUUAUCAGAAUCGACGUGCUCGUGCGGGAGUUCCUCCAGAGCAGCUCCCUAAAGGUCUUGCCGCAGAACCACUUUGAAGAUGCCGUCCUCGAGUACAUCGACAAGGGAAGCAAGGAUGCUGUGGACGAUUUCGUCAACGAGACUCUCGCCAAGUCUCUAAACUACCUUGUCAAGGUGGACGACACGCAGCUGAACAAGAAUAUGGAGGCCAUCAUCGAACGGUGCAAGGAGGCGCUACAGAAGCGAUGGGCAGACUCGUCAAGUGGGAAGUGGACGCAGAAGAGGCGACUCAAACCCCGGCCACAAGACUACGACUCGGAUGUUGAUGGGCCUUGG
Messenger RNA from Cryphonectria parasitica EP155, 1596 nucleotides. RefSeq lists its product as uncharacterized. Lineage: Eukaryota; Fungi; Ascomycota; Sordariomycetes; Diaporthales; Cryphonectriaceae. Gene Ontology annotation, molecular function: manganese ion binding; DNA endonuclease activity; 3'-5'-DNA exonuclease activity. Gene Ontology annotation, biological process: telomere maintenance; mitotic G2 DNA damage checkpoint signaling; double-strand break repair via nonhomologous end joining. The transcript has 3 exons. The record is from RefSeq and is a predicted model, not a curated record. Gene Ontology annotation, cellular component: Mre11 complex; nucleus. The annotation marks the transcript as partial.